This is a messenger RNA of Aspergillus campestris IBT 28561, 1455 nucleotides long. It is a transcript of the gene aclA, whose product is annotated as putative ATP citrate lyase subunit (Acl). The coding region runs from base 1 to 1455 and encodes 484 amino acids. Gene Ontology annotation, molecular function: succinate-CoA ligase (ADP-forming) activity. Gene Ontology annotation, biological process: succinyl-CoA metabolic process; tricarboxylic acid cycle. The record is from RefSeq and is a predicted model, not a curated record. The transcript is spliced from 2 exons. Gene Ontology annotation, cellular component: succinate-CoA ligase complex. NCBI's taxonomy places the organism in Eukaryota, Fungi, Ascomycota, Eurotiomycetes, Eurotiales, Aspergillaceae.
AUGUCCGCCAAAUCUAUCCUCGAGGCUGAUGGCAAGGCUAUCCUCAACUAUCACCUCACUCGCGCCCCCGUCAUCAAGCCCUCCCCUCUCCCCGCUCCCACCACCCACAACCCUCCCUCUCGUCUGGCCUCCCUCUACUUCCCCGAAGAUGCCGCCGUCAAGGAUAUCCUCGACCAGGCCGAGGUCACCUACCCGUGGCUCCUCGUCCCCGGCUCCAAGUUCGUCGCCAAACCAGAUCAAUUGAUCAAGCGCCGUGGGAAGAGCGGUCUGCUCGCCCUCAACAAGACCUGGGCCGAGGCCCGGGAAUGGAUCGAGGCCCGCGCCACCAAGGACGUCCAGGUCGAGUCCAUCACCGGGGUCCUGCGCCAAUUCCUCGUCGAACCCUUUGUCCCCCACCCCCAGGAGACCGAAUACUACAUCAACAUCAACUCCGUGCGUGAGGGUGACUGGAUCCUCUUCACCCACGAGGGUGGUGUCGACGUCGGUGAUGUCGACGCCAAGGCCGAGAAGCUGCUCGUCCCCGUCAACCUGAAGAACUACCCCUCCAACGACGAGAUCGCCGCGGCCCUGCUCAACAAGGUGCCCCAGGGUCUCCACAACGUCCUCGUCGACUUCAUCACCCGCCUCUACGCCGUCUACGUCGACUGCCAGUUCACCUACCUGGAGAUCAACCCCCUCGUGGUCAUCCCCAACGCCGAUGCCACCUCCGCCGAGGUCCACUUCCUCGAUCUCGCGGCCAAGCUGGACCAGACCGCCGAGUUCGAGUGUGGCACCAAGUGGGCGGUCGCCCGCGCCCCCGCCAACCUCGGCAUCACCGCCGCCCCCAAGGACAACAAGGUCAACAUCGACGCCGGCCCCCCCAUGGAGUUCCCCGCUCCCUUCGGCCGUGAGCUGACCAAGGAGGAGAAGUUCAUCUCCGACAUGGACGCCAAGACCGGUGCUUCCCUCAAGCUGACCGUCCUCAACGCCAGCGGCCGCGUCUGGACCCUCGUGGCCGGUGGUGGUGCCUCGGUCGUCUACGCCGACGCCAUCGCCUCGGCCGGCUUCGUCAGCGAGCUCGCCAACUACGGCGAGUACUCGGGCGCGCCCACCGAGACCCAGACCUACAACUACGCCCACACCAUCCUCGACCUGAUGCUGCGGGCCCCCAUGCACCCCGACGGCAAGGUCCUCUUCAUCGGCGGUGGCAUCGCCAACUUCACCAACGUCGCCUCGACCUUCAAGGGCGUCAUCCGCGCCCUGCGCGAGGUGGCCCCCGUCCUGAACGAGCACAACGUCCAGAUCUGGGUGCGUCGUGCGGGUCCCAACUACCAGGAGGGUCUCAAGAACAUCAAGGCCGUGGGCGAGGAGCUGGGCCUCAAGAUGCACGUCUUCGGGCCCGAGAUGCACGUCAGCGGCAUCGUGCCGCUGGCGCUGUGCGGCAAGAAGACCGACAUCAAGGAGUUUGGUGCCUAA